Dentiscutata heterogama is the source of this 198-nucleotide messenger RNA. Lineage: Eukaryota; Fungi; Glomeromycota; Glomeromycetes; Diversisporales; Gigasporaceae. The record is from the annotation of a GenBank genome assembly.
AUGUCCAUAACGUUUGCCCUUCAACCCAAAAUCCCUGAAGCUCCAAUUUCUGAGUCAGAUGAUAGUAGUGCUUUGAUCCGUGAUAGGGUUGUAAUUAAAAGCUCAGCUCCAGAGCCACCCAGAAUCUAUGAAGCUCCCAUUUCUGAGUUAGAUGAUGAAGACGAUGAGGAUAUGGGUCUUGAUCUCUUUGAGGAUUAG